Molecule: messenger RNA, 6629 nt
Organism: Priapulus caudatus
Lineage: Eukaryota; Metazoa; Priapulida; Priapulimorpha; Priapulimorphida; Priapulidae
Product: protein RRP5 homolog
Exons: 35
Coding region: 216-6056 (1946 amino acids)
Biological process (GO): rRNA processing
Cellular component (GO): nucleolus; nucleus; small-subunit processome
Molecular function (GO): RNA binding; protein binding
Source: RefSeq, a predicted model, not a curated record
CUAGAGUAUCUUAUUGGGUAAAAUCUUUGGGAAUUGACGAAUCAUGUAACUGAUUACAAAACGCAUUCGCGUAAUGGCCACCACCAUUGAAACGUGCGAGUGUUGAUAUUUUUCGCUGCUAUUGCUAACCGUAUGUUUGACACGUAAUUUGUUUCAAGCUAACUAGCUUUACAUCAUAUCCACCUAGUGAGUCUCGUUUAAUCGUGAUAAAGAACAUGGCGAUAGCUGACGAAGAUGCUUUCCCGAGAGGUGGGAAACGGGCCAAGCAGGUACACGGAGAAUCUAUCAUCAGUAUCAGCUCUCAUCAUGAAGUUGAACUAGCAUCAACCGCAUCGAAUCCGAAGCACGUUUCAGGGAAAUCUAAGAAAUCCAAAGGAUCAGGUCAGACGGAAAAGCAAGAUUCAACGAAAGCAGAAGAUAAUGAGAUAGACACUGAUCUCUUAAAGUUUCAGGAUGAAUCGACUGGAAAAUCAUCGAAAAAGUGGAAAACCAUGUUAAGAGAGAAAGUCAGAAAGAAGCCUGUGACACCAAAAAAAUCGAGUCCAGCAAAAGUUGAUUCAGUGGGCAGUGGACAAGUUCAACUCAGCUAUAAAACUAUCACUCCUGGUAUGCUGAUACUGGGAUGUAUCAAAGAGGUACAUGACUUCGAGCUUAUAGUGUCACUGCCAGGUGGCAUUGCUGGAGUAGUUGACAUUGGCAACAUAUCAGAUGCUUAUACACAUCUUCUUCAAAACCUAACAAAGGGAUGCAGUGCAGAAGUGGAAGAUUUGCGGAGCAUGUACCACCUCUUUCGUGUCGGCCAACUUCUACGCUGCAAAAUCAUUGAGGUUGUCGAAAUGGAGCAGGGAAAGAAGAAAGUCAUACUCACUAUCAGUCCACAGGUUGUCAACGAGUAUGUUGGCAUUAGUGGGCUUAGGAAUAGGAUGACACUUUCUGCCAGUGUUGUGAGUGUGGAAGACCAUGGUUAUGUAAUGGAUAUCGGUGUAAAAGGCAUCCAAGCAUUCCUAAACAGCAAUGAUGCUAGCAAGUUUAUUGAAGAAUACAACUCUGGUGAGAGCCUAGCUGUUGGGCAGCACGUUACCUGUGCUCUUUGUAUCAAUGAUUCUAACAAGUCCACAGCGCCAUUGCGUAGUGUCAACCUGACUGCCGAUCCUGCUGCUGUCUGCAAGGCCAUGUUGAACAAGUCUGGAAAUGCAAAUGUAAAACUUCAUGCCAUUGUUCCCGGAAUGGUUACAGAGACUACAGUUCAAAAGGUGAUGGAAACAGGUGUGAUCGUGAAGUUUCUAACAUACACUGGAUUCGUUCAUCACACUCAGCUGAAAGGGGUUUAUGAAUCACCGUCCAAGUACAGGGAGGAACAGAAGGUGAAAGCGUGCGUGCUUCAUGUACAUCCGACAUCUAAGGAAAUCGGACUCACCUUCAGUCUGCCGGCCACGAAUCCACUGCAGACGAUGUCCCCAGCGACCAUGUUUCCGGGGCUGGCUGUGGGUGACAAGUUCAGUGAGGCAUGCGUCGUGCGUGUCGACAAGGGUCGCGGCGUCUACUUACAGCUUAACGAGAAGACUUAUGGCUUUGCUAGCCUGUCGAAUCUGACUGACAAGGCGGGCAUCACUGGCAUUCCAGAUGGAUUCUCCAUGGGCAGCAGCCACAAGUGUCGCAUUAUUGACUUUGAUCCUAUGGACAAAGUGGUUGUUGUGGCAUUGAAAAAGUCUGUGUUUGAGCAGCAGUUUCUUAGAUACCAUGAUAUUGCAGUUGGAUCUGUGGUGAAGUGCAUUGUAAGGGGCUUUCAUCAGGCAGGCAUGUCUGUUAAGCUGAGCGACAGAAUCUUUGGCUUUGUACCGAAUCUGCACUCGGCAGAUGUUGCUCUCACCAACCCUGCAAGAAAAUACAAAAAAGGAAACAAGCUAACAUGCAGAGUGCUCAUGUGUGACACAGAAAAAAGUCGUCUGUUGCUUAGCAACAAACAAUCCAUUGUGACGACGAAACUGCCCGUACUCUGUAACUAUGAGGAUGCACAGCCGGAGAUGCUGGUAGAAGGGGUGAUUGUUCAGAUCAGCACUAACUAUGUGCUUGUGCUGUUCUGUAAUGAUGUCAAGGGGCUUAUUCCCCGUAAAGAGCUCAGUGACGUAGACAUCCGCUAUCCGGAGAAAGUGUUCUCACUUGGUCAGGUGGUUAAGUGUAGAGUACUGAGCGCUGAUGCCCAGCAGAAGCAAAUGACUCUAUCCAUGAAGAACAUGACUGAUGCUCACCAACAAAUAGCACUACCGAAGGAUUUUGAAAUUGGAAAGCUGGUCAAUGUUAAAGUGGAAUCGAAGUCGGAUACUGGGCUAAAUGUCAAGCUGCUUCCAUCUGGAUUGCCAGCGUUCCUACCUCUAAACCAUCUAUCUGAUCAUCUUGAGAACUGUCAACCUCUUCACACGAUGUACUGGCCUGGAGACACUGUCCAUGACUGUGUCUACAUAGACAGUUCUGGAGCAAUUAUUGUAAGCAGGAAGAAGUCUUACACGCAAGCAAAGCAGUCUGGUUUGCUUGUGAGCAGCUUCAGUGAUAUUAAGCCGGACAUGCUAGUUGUUGGCUGCCUAAAGAAAGUCAUGGACUAUGGAGUAUUUGUAGAGCUACCAGGUUCAGUAACAGGCCUAGUGCCCACCAGGCUUAUGGCUGAUAAACAUGUCACGAGUCCGGCACUAGUAUACAGACUAGGGCAGUCCCUCAUCGCUAAGGUUACAGAGGUCAAUCAAGAGAAGAAGCGAUUUCUGCUGAAUUUAAAGUUAAAGGAAGUUCACGACGACAGCACAGCGCCAUCUAUCAACUUGCUUGAGGAUUAUCUGCAUGAACAUGAUGCAUUGGUAGCUAGUGGUGAAAAGAAGGGCGAUGGCGUGCUGAAGCAGCUAGCCAAAGUGUCAGUUGGAGAUGUAGUGGAGACUGUGGUGCAUGAAAAGACAUCUCACGGAGUUCUCUGUGCACUUGAUUCUGAUGUUCGUGGAUUUGCUACGAAUGCGCACAUUCCAGGGGAACAAAGUUACAACGUGGGAGACCAAGUGGCAGCUCUUGUACUGCAUAUUGAUCUUACAAGCAAAUGCUUAGAACUUUCGCUUGAUCAGGAGCUGGUUAAACAUGUGAACAAUUUCAGAGACACCAAGCACAGUAAGAUAAAGCCAGAUCAAUUGCUGAGGAGUGAGGUGCUCCUAAUCCAUGAUAACUUUACUCUCGUGGCCCUCAAAGGCCAUGGUCUAGGUAGGUUAGCCUACCUGCCUGUCAAGAGACACCUAAAUGACAUGGGCAAGGUCUCUCCUCACCUGGUUGGUCAGGUGAAUAAUGUCGUCGUGAAAAGGCUGACCGGUGGCCGCGUCCUCGCCAGCCUGCAGCUCAGCGAGAAGAUGGACGGCCGCGUGCAGACGAUACGAGAGCAGGCAAGCGCUCGCGCGAGAGGCGACGACUUCUGGACGCCGACCGUCGCUGUCGGGAAGACGUACAACGCCGAGAUCGCGUCAUUGCACGACCUUCACGCGUACGUGAAGAUCGGAUUCAGCGAAGGUCGCAUCCACGCGUCGGAGGUCGUGGACGAGCUGGAGGACGGUGGCGCCCCCCUGCGGGGCCUAGAGACAGGCUCUCUCGUCAAGGUGCGGGUCAUCGGCAGCCAUGAGGUCAAGACCCACGUGCACAGACAUCUAGCCAUUACUCGGCCCUACAAGACAAAGACUUAUGUUGACUGCAGCUUGAAACCCAGCAAAGUUGAUGCAGACUCAGAUGUACAGCUGGAUUACCUCUCUAAAUUCAAGCCAGGUCAGAAGGUGCAAGCAUUUGUGGAAAGUUACAACAACCAGUGUCUGUGGAUGCAAGUCAGUCCCAAGAUGACAGGCAAGGUGCACCUGCUUAACGUAUCUGAUGACCCUGCUGUGCUUGAGGAUCCCACCCAGCACAUGCUACUGGGCACGGGAUACAAUGCCACUGUUGUGGGCAUGGACAAGGGCAAGGUGUCGCUUUCACUCACAGGUACGACGAAACUAGUGGAAGGCACCGUCGUGAACGGCAUGAUUUUAAAGAUUCUGCCGGCAGCCUUCAUUGUUCAGCUACCAUUUUACUGCGUCGGUAAGGUGGCUCCCCCUGAUGCGAGUGACAUCUACAGCGACACCGUUAUGGAAAGCUAUCACGUAGGACAGUUCGUCAGAUGUUGUGUGCUUCAUUACGAUGAGACGAAAAAAAACCAAGUCGCUGUCUCACUGAGGGAUUCGAGGGUUUUCAGUGAUAGUUACGAUGACAUAGACAGGGAGGUGACAUUUGCUGAGCUGAGGGUGGGCCAGCUUGUAAAGGGUUAUGUUACAACGUGCAGCAAAGCUGGUCUAUUUGUGAGCUUGGCUCAUAAUAUCACUGGCAGAGUAAAGUAUAGCAAUCUGUCUGAGUAUAUUGUCAAAGGCUCGAGCCAUUCACUGCCUAUCUGCAAGGUUGUCACUGCCAAGGUCAUAGCCGAGGUGGAGAGCCGUGCGGGUAGACAGGUGGAGCUGUCAUUGUUGCCUAGGGACACGGGACUGCCUGAUAUCAUCCAGGAGGAUGAGCGGGGUUUAAGGAGGAGCAAAACAAGCAGUAGUAAGACUGUCAAAAAGAAACGCAGAAAGACGAGUGAAAGUGGCCUGGGUGCAGUUGACGCUGAGGCAGCGAUGGGGGAGGCAAAUCCCGAACUUGUAGUAAAAAAGAAGAAGAAAAUGGAAAAGGAAGUGGAAUUGUCAGACAGAAUAAAGGUGGGAGGCAUAGAGUCUGGUGACGUGUGUCAACCGAAGGGCAAAAAACGAAAACUUAUCAACGAAGGUGAUUCUAAGGGGGAUUCAUCAAAGAACAAAGCAACAGUGAAGAACCAGCAGAAGAAGGUCAAGGUUACUACAAGUGCGGAAACUGCAACAUCAAGCACUGUGAUCACAAAGGUGUCGCCACAAGAGCUCGAAAAUGCACCAAGGCUGCAGGUGCAUGGAGGUUUCAGUUGGGACACUACUAUCACAACUCUUCCUACCCCGGGGCUUACAACCAUCCUCAAGGUACCUUCCAGCAGAGGCAGUGGCAACAGCGCAGUCACUCCCAAAGGAUCAGCCCCCGAGUUUCAUGAUGAUAGUAGCAGCAGUGGAAGUGAUGAUGAGAAAGAACUUCCAAAAGAAAAGACGAAGAAGCUGACGCAGGUGGAACGUGUUGCCGCGGCGAGGCGGCGAGAGGAGGAUGUGUACAACACAGAACGAAGGCUGCUUGACAAUGACUGGGAGCCAGAGGCUGGGGACGAUUAUGAGAAGAUGGUGUUGGCAUCCCCGAACAGUUCCAUCGUAUGGCUUCGGUACAUGGCAUUUUAUCUGCAGGCUGCUGAGACUGAACGAGCGCGCUCUAUAGCUGAGAGGGCUCUGCAGACGAUAUCAUUUAGGGAGGAGCAAGAGCGACUGAAUGUCUGGACAGCAUUGCUGAAUCUGGAGAAUAUGUAUGGCACACCAGCAUCUCUCAAUGCGACAUUCUCACGAGCGCUGCAAGCCAAUGAUGCUCUCAAAGUUUAUUUGCAACUCAUCAACAUCUACUGUCAUUCCGACAAGAAUGAGCAAGCGGAGAUCUUAUACAACACAGUGGUCAAGAAGUUCGGUCAGACUAAAGACGUCUGGAUCAAGUUUGGUACGUUUUACAUGAAGAAUGGGCAGACAGCAUUAGCACAAAAGGUGCUAGACAGAAGCCUGAAGAGCCUGGAUAAGCGGCAGCACGUCGAUGUGAUAGCUAAGUUUGCACAGCUGGAGUUUCAGCAUGGAGAGUUGGAGCGAGGAAAGACUAUGUUUGAAAGCAUGCUGGGCACCUAUCCCAGACGCACCGAUCUCUGGUCAGUCUACAUUGACAUGAUGAUCAAAGCAGGCCAACACGACAGUGUCAGGCAACUCUUUGACAGAGUCAUCCACAUGAAGCUGUCAGCAAGAAAGAUGAAGUUCUUCUUCAAGAAAUACCUGGAGUUCGAGGAGAGACACGGCAUGGCAGACGGCGUGAGUCGCGUGCGAGAGCUGGCUCUAGACUAUGUUGAAUCGCAGGACGUGGAGGAUGACUAGAGACGCGCGUUGAGGUGGCGCGGCAGUACAGACGACGACGGCAGACUGUGCACUGAAUAUCAUGUCUGACAUUAAUACCGGCACGUGCGGUGGUCGUCACUGUAGCGCAGGAAGGGGCGAAGUGAACGUCCAAAUUGGAAUUCGCCUAUCAAACAAUUAUGUAUAUAAUAAUACGUGGUGCUGUCCAGCCUCUCUAUCAUUUUAUUGUGCAGUGAUAGAAUUUAAGCUGAAUGUUUCAUAGAAUAUAUAACUGAAACGUUAUGUAUAGCAGAAUAUAAAACUAGCCAGUAGAUGAGCAUUCAUCAGUGAUGUGACGACAUGAAUUUUGGAAAUAGUAGUCAAAAGGCUUACGUCUAUUACUAGCGAGGGAGCUGUUGGACUAAUUUUUAAUCACGAUUUGUAUACUGCUAGUAAAAAAAAUAUAACGGUUUUAGAAGAAAUUUGCAUUGGAGUAAUUUUGAAUUGAGAAAUAAACAUUGGCAGAUUAACAUUAAAUCAGGAGUGAAUAAAAUAAAGACUUUGUUUUUUCACUCUUUAUUCAAUGUAUAACCUGCAGAUUAGUAUGCAUCAUCA